Amblyraja radiata (thorny skate) is the source of this 2183-nucleotide messenger RNA. Its product is annotated as E3 ubiquitin/ISG15 ligase TRIM25-like. The transcript is spliced from 10 exons. The record is from RefSeq and is a predicted model, not a curated record. Gene Ontology annotation, molecular function: zinc ion binding. The coding region runs from base 109 to 1647 and encodes 512 amino acids. Lineage: Eukaryota; Metazoa; Chordata; Chondrichthyes; Rajiformes; Rajidae.
UACUGCAUCUGUCACGCAUCUGCCCACUCACUCAACCUGUCCAGGUCACCCUGCAACCUCUAUAAUCUUUGAUAGGAUCUUUGCUCUGCACUGCCGGGGCGAGGCAGAAUGGCGGCUGCAGGCUUAAGGGAAGAGUUGACCUGUGCGGUGUGUCUGGGCUUGUACCAGGACCCUGUGGCACUGCCCUGCCAGCACAGUUUCUGUGCCAAAUGUAUCGGCGAUGCAUGGGACCAUUCAGUGAUCAGGUUUGGGGUCAACUGUCCUCAAUGUCGCAGAUGCUUCAACCCCAGGCCCAGCCUGGUGAAGAACCACACUCUGCAGAACAUCGUGGAGAAGUACAGCCGGAGCCAGCCCACUGCCCCUGCUGCCCGGCCCAGUCCCGUGAUGUGUGAUAACUGUAUCGACAGCCCAUCCCCGGCUGUGAAGACGUGUCUCAAAUGUGAAACUUCCUUCUGCUCCCACCAUCUGCAGCCGCAUCUGACCAAGCAGGUCUACAAGGACCACGGGCUGAUCGAGCCCAUUGCCGACUUCACCACCAGGCAGUGCCCAACUCAUAAGAAGAUCAUUGAGUUCUACUGUGAGCAGGACCAGGAGUGCGUGUGUAUGUCCUGCACUGUCAUCGGGAAACACAAAUCCCACUCACUACUGACUCUGGAGCAGGCAAAGGACAAAAUCAAGGGGAUACUGAAGGACAAGUUCGAGAACCUCCGUAAAGUGCAGAAGGAUUGGUCAAGUGAACAGCAAGACCUGAAGCAAUCAGAAAUUGAAUGCAAGAGAUUCAGUAAGGAGCUGAAAGAAAAACUGUCGGCCACGUUCUCUGAAUGGAGGAAGCAGUUGGAAGAAGAUGAGAAGUCCUCUCUGGAGAUGAUCGAUGAGGAGAUGCAGCGAGUGCUCUCCCAGAUCACGAGCAACUCUGAAUCACUGUUAAAAAAGAUGGAAGAUAUGAAAAUCAUAGAAAAGGAGGUCCAGGAUCAAGAGCAGAAGGAUCCUCUCUCCUUUCUUCAGGAUGCAAAGCAGCUUCUUUCAAGAUAUUCACAGUUUCAAACAUCCAAAACUACUGUAACCCAACAGGAGGAAAUUCCUUUGAAAUCAAAUUCAGACUUUGGAUGCGCAUUCCAGGCAUUAUCUGGGCAGAGCACCAGUCAGCCAGGAUUCGGACUACCGGCGAGUAGUGGUUUCUCAUUUAGUUUUGGUCGCAGUAAGCUUAAUACCACUGGAAACUCAGAACAACGCACUCAAGGACUACAAUUCAACAGUCAGCCAAGAUUCGGACUAUCGGCGAGUAAUGUUUCCUCAUUUAGUUUUGGUAGCAGUACGCUUAAUACUGCUGGAAACUCAGAACAACGCACUCAAGGACUACAAUUCAGCAGUCAGCCAGUAUUUGGAGCAUCGACGAGUAAUGCUGUAUCAUUUCUUUUUGGUGACAAUAUGCCUAAUACCACUGGAAAAUCAGAACAAAGCACUCAAGGACCGCAAAUCAACAGCACCUCACAGCAAAAGUGUCACACCAUGAAUCUGUCCAAUAUUGCCUCCAUUGUCCAGAAGAACUUCAACGAAUAUCAGAAGUACCAGACAACUAUAAUGGACAUGCUAAGACGAUCCUGCGAUACAGGACUCGAGACGUUAGGCGAUACAGACUCAGACUGAAGAAGUGUUACAACCUGAAAGAUCACCUAUUCCUUUUCCCAGAGACGCUGCCUGACCCGUUGAGUUACUCCAGUACUUCGUGUCUAUCUUUGGUAUCAACCAGCAUCUGCAGUUCCUUCCUACACAUUUUGUUUGACCAUUAUUUUCUGAUAUAUCAAUUUAGUCAAAUUGAGGGUAAACACAGUCCAAUCAGAGGGAUUAAUCAUUCAUAGUGUGGGCCUAAUAAUCUUGGAUAUAAAAGAUUUUUGAUAUUGGUUUCAGGUGAAGGGUUUGUGUAUCAUUGGUGAGGGAGCUAUGGGAGAUGGUGUCAAUGAGGCUGCCAGAGGAGGUUGUUGAAGCAAGUACCACAACAGAUAAAAGUGUAGAUUGGUUAUUUCCUACUAACCAAUUGUGCUUGUUAGUAGUUGCUCCACCUAAUAUGCGAUUCAUAUUUCCUAGAGCUUGCCUACGCCAUUCAGUAUGAGUAGCUGCUAGGAACUGUAAUGUACUGCAGACCAAUGCUGUAAGUGAACUUUAAUAAACAUGUGUUGUAUCUU